AUGGAAGCUCCUGAAGUCACGCGCUGCAAACUCAUUCUGAAAACCGGCAAGCCGCACCAUCAGUAUCACCCGCGCCCACGCCUGCUGCACCGCCAGAAUCACCCGCCGCCCACGCCUGCUGCACCGCCAGAAUCACCCGCCGCCAGGACAGGAUCGCCGCCGCCUCGCCCGCCGCCCACGACAGGAUCGCCGCCGCCAGGAUCACCCGCCGCGUACGGUCGCCGCCUCCGAGUUUCACCCGGUCACCGCGCCACCUCCGAGUUUCACCCGGUCACCGUGCCCGCCGUCGCCUCAGCUCGUUGCCAUCAUCACCUUCACGCCAUUGUUUCUUGUCAUAUCUCCGGCAUUCCAGCUAUUGUUCAACACAGCAGUGAGCAAGCAAAGAGCAAGCAUUGGUAUAGUCGAAUGUCUGCUCACGAGAAAGAAGAGUACCUACACAAGCAGCGGAUCGCCCGGCAACAAAAAAAGGCGGAGACUCCAAAUCAUGAACGAGAGCAAGGAAAUCGUACCCCCUUUAGUGACAUAACCAACAAAGCUACUGACGAAAACCAAGAACAAGGCAGUAAUAGGAGUCGGUAUGCUCAAAUGUCUGUUCAGAAGAAAGAAGAAUACCUACAGAAAAAGCGGAUAGCAUACCGCAAAAAAAAAGAUGCAGCUCUAUUGGGUUCAGUUGGUAAAGUUGAUGACCCAACGUUAAAUGCAGGAAAAGGCACUCAUUUAAGUAAGCCAUGUUCUGAAAACAUGGCUGCGAAAAAAGUGCUGCUUCCCUUUGACGAUGCACAUCCAACUGCUGAAGCUGGAGUGUCACCAUCGCCAAAUCAAACUGAGACAUAUGCAGACACGAUGCGUGACAAUUCUAUUACUACUACUAACAACAUAAACUUUGCUGUUGAUGAUGAGAAUAUAGAACAGAAACCAAGUAGUAGUACGAGUUGGUAUUCACGGAUGUCUGCUGAAAAGAAAAAGGAAUACCUACUGAAGCAGCGGAUCGCACGCCAACAGAAAAAGGCUACAACUCUGCAUCUUCCAGACCAAGGGACACAUGACACUGACAAGAAUCAACCUAGGCGGGAUCGUGAUCAAGCACGUCGAAAAAACCUAACAUCAGAUGAGAUACAAGUCAUAAAUGCACAAAGAAGAGCUCGCAGCCACACCCUAACCCCAGGGGAUAGGCAGAAAAUGCUAAAUAAGCGCAAUGCAAAAGCCAUGGCUAGGCGGAACACCCCCUGCCCUGAAUCCAUCGCAAUGAUGUGCCCACAUGCUCUAACUUUACAGAUGUCAUGCCCACCAACAGACACGAAUGCAUCAUCGGUCAUGGAGACAUCCGAUCCACCUCAUGCUGCACCUUCAGGGUGCUCUCCAAACUACACCACUGAAACUGAUGGAGAGUAUCUUAGCAGGACAUUGGGCAAUACUCUAAUACAUGAUGGCUUCAUGAAUGAGACGCAACAGACCAAUGACCAGCAAGCAGACGAGCAGACGCAAGAGAGCAGAGCUCAUAGAAGGUCUCGGGAGCGAACUGAAAAAGUAUUGCUGGAACAGGCUGAAAUACAAGAUUCAAUUGCACACCGAAGAUCUAACAGACAAAACAUACCACACGGUGAGAGGCAUGCACAGCAACAACGUUCGAAUGCACGAUUCUCGGCUAAGCAGACCACUCAACGCGCCGAGUCCAUUACAAUGUCAUGCCCCGGUGCAUCAACCUCAACACCGCCCGACCCAUCAUCAAGCACCCAAGCAUCACCCCCUGAAUCAGCUUCAGCGAGCACACCAGCUUACACCGUUGGGACAGAUGGUGAUAUGGAGGCAUUCCUUGCCAGGCUCAUGGAGGAAAAUCCCACCCCAGGAGACCUCAUGGAUGAUGAGUAUUAUCUUUUCGCCGAUGAAGGUGAAGGUUCCGAUGUUCAUGGCAUGGACUUCGAUGAACCAGAGUCGACUGGCACGGACACCAUCAACCUGGAUCCUUUUGAAUUUGUUUACUCAAACCUGCCAGACAGCACACACAUCCUGCAGCACGCCGAGAACUGCGAACACUGCAACGCCAAGAAAUUCCAGUACGAGACCGACGGUUUCUGCUGUCGGAAUGGGCAAACCGAGUUGCUUGAACCGGAACCUAUACCGGAGCUAAUGAGGCUCUGGUCUAGCUCCGAUGCGGACUCUCGGCAUUUCAGGGAGAGCAUCCGGUUCUUCAACGGCCACUUCUCCUUCACAACCCUUGGCGUCACCCUCGACAACAACUACACAAACAUGAAGUCCGGGGUGUACACGUUUCGAGCACAGAGAACUAUGUACCACAAUGUGCAUUCAUUCGGGCCAGGUUCUCGUCCAGAACAUCUGCAGCUAUACUUCUACGACGAUGACCCGAACCUAAACCAUCGUGCCAAAUCCACAGAGAAUUUAGAUCAGAAUGUCGUCAAGAUGUUGGUGGACAUCCUCAAAGAAAACCCCUACUCAAAACAGUUUAGGAGACUAGGAGCCCAGCAGGAAAAUCUUGAUGAGUACCGCAUUGAGCUGAACACUGACCAGAAGCUAGACCAAAGGAGAUAUAACAAACCUAUAUCAGAUGAGGUGGCUGCUAUUUGGGUAGAGGGCAACAACCUAGCAAGAAGGUUCGAGCGCAGCAUUAUCCUCCAUGGUAAUAACAAUGAGAGAUAUGGUAUACAGGCGACACAGGGCUGUUACGACCCGCUCUCAUACCCCCUGUUCUUCCCAAAUGCUGAGCUCGGCUGGCAUCCUAACAUACCUAAACAUAAUGUAUCAUACGCAGCUGCACAAAAGUCAAGAGCAGAACGGGAUAACGAUGCAGAGGGAAGAAGCAGGAUGUGCGUCUCUGUCAGGGACUAUUACUGCUAUAGGCUGCAGACGCGUCCUGCCAUAUUCAACCCCAUACUGCAUGGAGGACGAUUGUUCCAGCAGUUUGCUGUAGACAUGUACAUCAAGAUUGAGGGUUGCAGGUUGAACUGGUUCAGGGAGCACCAGAAGGAGAUACGUGCUGAUUUGUAUAAAGGCAUUGUUGAUAGCGUCGCUGCAGGAGAAUCUCGAGCUGCCGCUGUUGGCAUAAGGACAGUGCUCCCAUCUACCUUCAAUGGGGGUUAUCGAGACAUGAAGAAGAGACAUAUGGAUGCCAUGGCACUGGUGCAAACGUACGGAAAGCCUGACAUUUUCCUAACAAUGACUUGCAACCCAAACUGGCCGGAGAUAGUUGAUGACUUGUUGCCUGGCCAGACCCCGCAAGAUCGACCAGAUCUUGUUGCCCGUGUUUUUAGAGCCAAGCUGGAGGCCAUGAAGGAGAUGCUCCUAAAAAAUCACAUCCUCGGUGUUGUCACAGCACAUGUAUAUGUCGUCGAGUUCCAGAAGAGAGGCCUCCCCCAUGCCCAUUUCCUGUUGAUCAUGGAUUCAACAUAUAAGCUCGUUGUGCCAGAUCAGUACGACCGUGUCAUAUCUGCCGAGCUCCCUGACAAGAAAAAGUACCCGGAACUCUAUGCCAUGGUCGUAAAGCAUAUGAUGCACGGCCCAUGCGGAGUUCUCAAGCCCAACAACGUGUGCAUGCAAGAUGGGGUGUGCAAAUGCAGAUACCCCAGAGCUUUCAACGAGAACACCGUACAAGGGAAGGACUCCUACCCUGUUUAUCGCAGACGAAAGGACGGUCGCGUCGCUAAGGUCCGUGGUCAGAUUCUGGACAACAGAUGGGUUGUGCCCUAUAACCCAUACCUUCUCCGCAUGUUUAACUGCCACAUCAAUGUUGAGGUCUGCUCAAGCAUCAAAGCUGUGAAGUACCUUUAUAAGUACAUAUACAAGGGGCACGAUCGGGCUUCGUUCAACAUCGACCAGCCUGACAGUGACGGUAACAUAGAUGAAAUCAAGAGAUACAUUGACGCAAGGUGGGUUACUCCACCGGAGGCUAUGUGGAGGAUAUUUGGCUUCAAGCUCUGUGAUAACUCGCCAUCGGUCCUACAGCUGCCGCUUCAUCUUCCAGAUAUGCACAGGGUCACUUUCACAGCGGGACAGGAUCUGAAAGACGUUAUCGCUCGGGAUAAUGUGGAGAGUUCAAUGCUCACAGAGUAUUUCGUGGCUAACAAUAACCAUCCGUGGGCUCGACAUAUUUUGUACAGGGAUUUUCCCGGAAGCUUCACAUGGCAAGCGACUAAGUAUUGGAAGCCAAGGCAAGAACGUCAUCAAGUAGGUCGAGCCAUGUCAGCCCAUCCAGCUGAGGGGGAUCGAUACUUUCUGAGGGUUCUGCUAAACCAUGUACCAGGAUCAACAUCCUUUGAUGAUCUUAAAACUGUCGAUGGUGUGUUGUGUGGCAGCUUUCGCGAGGCCGCUGAGAGGAGGGGUCUCAUCGAGGCAGACAACACGCUCGAUGAGUGUCUCACCGAGUCAGAACAGUUCGCAAUGCCAGCUUCUCUCAGGAGGCUCUUCGCAACAAUCUUGGUAUUCUGUGAGCCUGGUGACGUGAGAGGUUUGUGGAAUAGGCACCUAGAAGCAAUGUCAGAUGACUUCCGGAGACAUCACACGUGCCCAAACGUAGUAGAGCAGAAUGUGUUACUUGACAUUAGUGGCAUGUUGCAAUCUAUGGGCAAAGACAUAAAGAUGUUUGAUCUCCCCGAUAUAGACGAGACAUAUGACACCACAGGAGGCGAAGCCAGAGAGAUCAUUGAAGAGAGAAAUAUCGAGGUUGAUCCAAAUGAUAGCGCUCUAGCAUCCUCACUAAAUCCAGAACAAAGGCGUGCCUAUGACAAGAUAUUGUCAGCCGUUGAUAAUGGUGAUGGAGCUGUCUUCUUUGUCGACGGCCCGGGGGGGACGGGGAAGACCUUUUUGUACAGGGCACUCCUUGCUAAGGUCCGAGGCGAGAAAAAGAUUGCGAUUGCAACGGCGACAUCAGGCGUUGCCGCUUCCAUCAUGCCUGGAGGUCGGACUGCCCACUCGAGAUUUAAGAUCCCAUUGAACCUCGAAGAUGGGUCGUCGUGUAACUUCACAAAGCAAAGUGGGACAGCCAAGCUCCUAAGGAUGGCCUCGCUCAUAUUAUGGGACGAGGCGACAAUGACAAAGCGGCAGGCAGUUGAGGCGUUAGACAACAGCAUGCGUGACAUCAUGGGGCAACGGGGCCUACCGUUCGGAGGAAAGACUAUCGUUUUCGGAGGGGAUUUUAGGCAAGUGCUUCCGGUUGUCAGGAAGGGGACACGGGCCGAGAUAAUCGACGCAGCCUUGCGGAGUUCACACCUCUGGAAGGGCAUGCAUCAACUGCCGCUCGUCACCAACAUGAGGGCGCAUAGCGACCCAUGGUUCGCGGAUUACUUGUUGAGGGUAGGGAAUGGCACCGAGGAAACUGACAAGGAAGGUAACAUACAGCUCCCCACAGAUAUAUGUGUACCGUCCACAGACCUGGAGAAGGACGACCUAGAGAAGCUGAUCAAGCAUGUAUUUCCUUCUCUAGGCGAUAACAUGGCCGAUCCGAAUUACAUGACUUCUCGGGCGAUUCUCUCAACCAAAAAUGACUAUGUUGAUGGUAUAAACAAGACCAUGAUAGAACGUUUUAACGGCAAGGAGAAGAUAUACCACAGCUUCGACAGUGCAGAGGAUGAUCCGCAUGGGUACUACGCUGAAGAGUUCUUGCACUCGCUAACUCCUAAUGGGCUGCCCCCGCAUGAGCUUAAGUUGAAGAUAAAUUGUCCCGUUAUACUCCUUAGGAACAUUGAUCCUGCUAACGGACUAUGUAACGGCACGAGGCUUGUCGUUCGAGGGUUCCAGAAGAACGCUAUCGAUGCGGAGAUCGUGGUAGGACAACACACUGGGGAGAGGGUGUUCCUGCCUCGGAUACCUCUCUGCCCGUCUGAUGACGACAUGUUCCCAUUCAAAUUCAAAAGGAAACAAUUCCCGAUCAGACUCAGCUUUGCCAUGACGAUUAACAAGGCGCAAGGGCAGACUAUCCCUACUGUCGGUGUUUACCUACCAGAACCCGUAUUCUCCCAUGGCCAGCUGUAUGUCGCGUUGUCUAGAGCAACUGCAAAGGUUAACAUUAAGAUCCUCGCCAUCAAAGAUAAGCGCAAGGGCAAGGAGAUCGUCAUAGGUCCAUUAGGCAAAGGUAAAGACGAGGGCACCGACCAGAACAAUAAUUCCAAAAAGCGAAAGAGAUCCGAGGACUUGGUAACGACCAUGAAGAACAUUGUCUACAAGGAAGUCCUUACCACUUGAACACGUCAGAGACAAUUUGAUCAUCUUAAAUGAUGAGUAUUGUAGAGAACAUCAGUACCGGCUUCUUGAAAUCUGUAAUGGUUAUAUGAACGUUUCAUAGUUAACUGUCAAUUCAUCUAUUUGAAUAUUUUACAUGUGUGUAGAUGACAUUAAAAACCAAUAAAGCAGCUAAAGUUUAUGGCUGGCAGUGUUGUUGCUGUCAAUUAUAUCUAGGCAGUUCGAGACUAGAGGUUAUAGCUCGGAGUAGACUACUAUUAUCAUUUUAGGACCAGAGAGUAUAAGUUGAGAAUCACAUCAUUUUUCCCAGAAAUGUCUUGGUUAUUGCCAAAAUGAUAUUGAACUUGUCAGUAACGCUUUGAAAGGGACGUGCCAUGAGCUGAUAGCUGUUAUGAAACGUAAUGUCAUGUUGGCAAGAUUUUAAUCUUUGCACUGGUAGGAAAAUUUGUUGCGCAAGACCAGAUUACUUUUGGACACUAUCCGCAUAGACCAGGUUACUUUUGGACACUAUCCGCUGUUUGGAAUCUGACUAAAUAUUAUUUUAUAUAUCGUUAAU
Lolium perenne is the source of this 6745-nucleotide messenger RNA. RefSeq lists its product as uncharacterized. The record is from RefSeq and is a predicted model, not a curated record. Lineage: Eukaryota; Viridiplantae; Streptophyta; Magnoliopsida; Poales; Poaceae. Gene Ontology annotation, molecular function: DNA helicase activity. Gene Ontology annotation, biological process: DNA repair; telomere maintenance.